This is a messenger RNA of Copidosoma floridanum, 1549 nucleotides long. RefSeq lists its product as uncharacterized. The record is from RefSeq and is a predicted model, not a curated record. Gene Ontology annotation, molecular function: protein binding. NCBI's taxonomy places the organism in Eukaryota, Metazoa, Arthropoda, Insecta, Hymenoptera, Encyrtidae.
CCAAGUUACAAUUGCAUUUUUUUUUCUUUACCUUUUCAUGACACAUGCCAUGCUUAGUAAUUACGUUUAUUAGUAGGAAAGAGAUGAGUUGUUUCGAAUCUCCAUUCGAAUGGAGCAUAAGAGAAGAAUUGAUUCAAGAUUUACUUGAAGCUUUACUCCAUAAGACGAGUCAUGAUGAGAAUAAUAUCCCAUUUGUUAAUUUAAGUCGUUACGUCUUAUUGACUUAUGGUUACACUGUAAAACCUGAUUACGAUAAAGUUCGAAAAUAUAUCGAAAUCACUAAUGAGAUUUGGAAUUCCAACAAAAAAAAAUUGCAGCAAGAGGGAGUUUCCGUGGAUGCUGUCAAUUCCAUCAUACAAGCUACUGAAUACCGUUCCCUCACGAUAAUGAAGAAUGAGCUUGGCAAUGUUGAGGACGAAAUAGUUGUUCCUCAAGAUUUUCAGACCCUUGAAAGUGACGCUCGAGCCACGUUAAACGGAUUGAAAAGUGUGGUAUUUUGUGUUCUUGAAUCCUACGACACGGCUAUAAAUUACGCAAAAAAAGCCGUUAGCGAAAAUCCCAAUUGCCCCCUGUGGCAUUUUAUUUUGGGCACAAAUUUACAAAAAGUCAGACGAAAACACAGUCUACGCUCUUUACCAAGUCAUGAAGAAUUAGAUAGUUUUCUUGUUGCAUACAAUAUGUCAAAUAAUAAUUCCGACUACGGCUUUUAUUUAUUGCGUACUCACUCAGAUAACAACAACAAAGAGUUAGCCCAUAGUAUAGCUAAAGAAAUGCAACAAAAGUAUCCAGAAAAUAAUUUACUACAAUUGAAGUUAGCAAGGCAUUUUAUAAUAUACAACCUCUUAAAUGAUGCCAAGAUUUCUCUGGAUAUGAUGGAAAAAUCGGGUGACGAUUCGAAUUUUUUCAUGUACACUAUGGGACUCUAUUAUUCAAAAAUUAAAGAGUGUGAGAUGGCCUUGAUUUACUUUAAAAAAGGAACAGAAGAUCAUUUUCGGUGCAGUUUGCGAUAUGCACUGUGCAUGAAGUAUGUCGACAAAGAUUUCAGUUUAUUAUAUCACUUAUUUUUAAUGUUGAAAAAGUUUGAACAAAAAGCUUAUCAACAAGAAAUUCUCAUAUAUAUCGGUAUUGAAUAUUACCACAGAUGUCAGUACGAAAAAGCUAUGAAAUUUUGUGUCCGUGCUAUUAAAAUAAAUCCAAAUUUAGCUCUCUUGAAGGAUUUUGUUCACAGGACAUAUAAUUACGUCAAUAAAUUCAAUGUGUAUAAUUUUAUAGAUGAAGCUCUAUUAACCAGGUUGAAAAAAGUAGGCAGGGAGUAUUCAGUUGAAGAAGAUGUACUAGAAUAUGAGAACAUACGUAAAACGUUAUCAAUGACAUCAACACCAGAAACGGACUCUACCUUAGAUUAUGGAGAGUGAAGCAGUAACAAAAAAUUAUUAUAAAAAAGUGGUUGUUUCCAAUGCACUAUAAUGUAGAGUUAAGGUAAUCCGUUUGUGUUAAUUUUGUAAUGUUUAUCUCACCAAGUGUACCGUAAAAUAAAUUUUCAUUUACU